AUGGUGGCAGGUCUUUUUGUUGCCCUCUUGGGACUUUCAACUCCCCUAGUAUCAGCUCUUGGCCCAGGCAUUGAGCUCACCUACUCCUUGAGCCGCGCGACUCAGGGUAUCAGCAUCUCAUCCGACGGCCGCAAGUUUCUCUCACAGCGCUACUCCACGAGCGACCCUCCGCAGGCUGUCGAGCUGCUUAACGACAACUCGACGAGACUCUAUCCGAAUGCUGCGUGGAACUCUUACAACUCCAGCAACCUGAACUCGAACCCUCGACAGACCUUUGUCAGUAUCGACGGUGCGCGCAUUGGACCUGAUGGAAGAUACUGGCUGGUUGAUGGUGGAUCGCAGGGGGUUAAUGGUUCUUCCAAACUGGUUGGGGUGAACCUGACGACCGACGCCGUUGAUAAGCUUUAUUACCUGGAUAGCAUCAUUGCGUCAAGCAGCAGCAUUGAUGAUGUGCGAUUCAAUCCGGCUGGUGAUGUCGCCUAUCUCAGUGACACGGCUGGCGCGCUGUUGGUGCUGAACAUGACCACAGGCCAUGGCAAGCGCGUGCUUGCUAAUGACGACUCAGCCACGGCCUGGUACCCCAUGAUGUACAACGGCACGCUGGUCCCCGGAUACAGUCCCUCAGGCAGCACCCUUCAAGUUGGUCUGGACCAGAUCGGAGUCUCCCCCGAUGGCAACUACUUGUACUAUCAACCCUGCAACGGUGGUCUCUACCGCGUCAAAACAGCCUAUGUCGACGCAACACUGACAAACGCCACCCUGGCAACGACUCUUGGAGACUACGCUGAGCCCUUCGCCCUGACUCCCAGUACUGGCGGUACCACGAUCGACGCAAACGGUAACAUCUAUGUUAGCGACACCAACUUGCUCGCCAUCUGGAAUGUCACCCUUGAGGGUCGCGCAACGAUUCUCGUUCAGGACGAUGAUUUGCUCUGGACUGAUUUUAUGUGGAUUACGGCUGACAAGAAGCUUUGGCUUCCUGCGUCCCAGAUGCGUCCUGGUGCGAAUGGCCUUAUGGCAAAGGGUCCUAACUAUGUCUUCACCUAUCCUAUCGAAGCAGGCCCUUCGCCUAUUGAUCAUGCCUAG
Messenger RNA from Aspergillus chevalieri, 1086 nucleotides. RefSeq lists its product as uncharacterized. NCBI's taxonomy places the organism in Eukaryota, Fungi, Ascomycota, Eurotiomycetes, Eurotiales, Aspergillaceae. The transcript has a single exon. The coding region runs from base 1 to 1086 and encodes 361 amino acids. The record is from RefSeq and is a predicted model, not a curated record.